UACUUCCUGUACAGUAGGACAUCCCGAUCCCGCUGCACUCCAUCAGUCCUGAGUCCUACUUCAGAGACGCUUGCUUACAUUUUCCCGGACAGGACUGGACUGGAAACCGACAGCUUUGUUUCAGUCGUCUGCUGCAAUAAUGUAACGGACCUUUGCGUGUGAUUAAAGUCAUCUCGUGUGUUAUGGAGUGUGGAGUCAGUGCUGAACAUCUCUGCUGCUGAUCCAGACACACACACAGAGCGCGAUCUCCUGCUACCACUGUUUUACUGUAGACUUUUGAGAUACAAAACAUGGGCAAACAUCUCAUCUGCUGUCGACUUUGGGCUCUCGUGGCUCUUUUCUGCCUCGAACACGUCUUGUCUUUUAAUUUGGACAUAAGCAAACCCUCGGUGUUUUUAGGACCUCCAGGAAGUUAUUUUGGAUUUUCUGUGGCUUUCUUCAAUCCUGAUAACAAACAAUUAAAUAUACUGGUGGGUGCUCCCAGGGCAAACACUUCAGAUCAAACCCCUUCAGCGGUCACUGAGAGGGGAGCUGUCUUCAGUUGUCCCUGGAAUAAAAGUGGCCAGACAUGCACACAGAUUGAGUUUGACAGCACUGAUAACAAGAAAAGUUCCAAUGGACAACAAAUGGAGUUUAAAUCGAAUCAAUGGUUUGGAGCGACAGUGCGUUCCUCUGGGGAUCAUAUACUGGCAUGUGCUCCUCUCUAUCAGUGGAGUACCCGUGGAUUAUCAGAGAGAGAGCCUGUUGGGACAUGUUUCCUGAAGAAGGGCAACAGCAUUGUGGAGUAUUCACCCUGUCGCUCCGACUCAAACACACCAGAGGGACAAGGGUUUUGUCAAGCCGGUUUUAGUGCAGACUUUGUGAAGAAGAAUCGGGUUGUUCUUGGAGGACCAGGAAGUUUUUACUGGCAAGGCCAGCUGAUCUCAGAUGACAUCAGUGAGGUCAUCAGCAGAUACAAUAAGGAUUCACUCAUCACUCCAUACAGUAAACAGUUAUCAACUAAGUCAGCCGCGGCUCAGUAUGAUGAUAGUUAUUUGGGUUACUCUGUGACUGUUGGGGAUUUUAAUGAGGAUGGUGAAGACGAUUACGUCACUGGAGUUCCUAGAGGCGAGAAGGCUCUCGGCUAUGUCAACAUUUUCAACGGGAAGAACAUGGAGUCUAUAUAUAAUUUCACAGGCACACAGAUGGCUGCUUACUUUGGUCAUUCUGUAGCAGCCGUUGACAUUAAUAAUGAUAGGAAGAUGGAUUUAUUGGUAGGGGCUCCUUUGUUCAUGGACCGUGGUUCAGAUGGAAAACUAAGGGAGGUGGGUCAGGUAUAUGUUUACCUAGGCAAAGGUGGCUUCACUUUCAGCGGUGCCAUUAAACUUACUGGCUCUGAGAUCUAUGCCCGAUAUGGAAGCUCUAUCUGUGGCCUGGGAGACCUCAACAUGGACGGAUAUAAUGAUGUGGCCAUUGCUGCUCCAUAUGGAGGGCCGUUCCACCGUGGCCUGGUUUACAUCCAUAACGGGCGUCCCACAGGGCCCAGUCCUGUGGCCUCUCAAAUUCUAGAAGGGACGUGGGCGUCGACUUCCAUGCCUUCAAGCUUUGGUUAUGCCAUGCAUGGAGGCACUGAUGUAGAUCAAAACGGAUACCCUGACCUGAUUGUUGGCGUGUUUGGGGCUGACAGAGCUGUUCUGUACAGGGCUCGUCCAGUCAUCAGUGUGAACAGCACACUGGAUAUUAGCCCACAGAUCCUGAACCCUGAGGACAAGAGCUGUACUCUGCCGGGAUCAACCAACAAAGUGUCCUGCUUCACUGUGAAAUACUGUUUGAAGGCAAGUGGCAAAGGAGCACCAUCCUCUCUUAACUUUCAGUUAGAUCUGACCCUGGACCGCCUCAAACACAAGGGAGCCAUCAAACGCGUGCUGUUCCUACACAACCAGAAGUCUCACUAUUCAAAAAAUAUGACUGUCUCCAACAACGAGGGAAUGAGCUGUGAGGAGCUACAGGCAUACUUAAUAGAUGACUCAGAAUUCAGGGAUAAGAUCACACCCAUUGCCGUCUUUAUGGAGUACAGCUUGGAUUACAAAACAGCAGCAGAUAAAACCGGCCUGUUGCCCAUUAUUGACCAGUCUACUCCUACAAACGUCACCAAACAGGCCCACAUACUCCUGGACUGCGGUGAAGACAAUAUUUGCAAACCAGACUUGAAACUGACUGUUGUGAGUAACCAGAAACAGAUCUACAUAGGUGAUGAUAACCCACUGACCCUAGAGGUGACAGCAGAAAAUGAAGGGGAAGGGGCGUAUGAAGCUGACCUUAUUAUCACUUUACCAUCUCAGGCAGAUUUCAUUGGGGUCGUACGGAACAGUGAGACAUUAUCCAGGCUUUCCUGUGCCUUCAAAAACGAAAAUCAGACCAGACUGGUGGUGUGUGAUCUUGGAAACCCAAUGAAAGGAGGCACCAAGAUUGCAGCAGGAUUACGCUUCAGCGUGCAUCAGCUGUCUGAACAGGACACCCAAGUCAAGUUUGACUUGCAGAUACAAAGCUCAAACCAGUUCAAUAAAACCAGUAAUCUGGUGUCUGUGGUGACAGAGCUCGCUGUGCUGGCCAAAGUGGAACUAAGGGGGGUGUCUGCACCGGAGCAGGUCUUCCUACCCAUAGCUAACUGGCAACCAAAACAAAAUCCUGUUCUAGAGGACGACAUUGGACCUCUAGUUCAGCACAUUUAUGAGUUGCGAAACAGAGGACCCAGUACCUUCAGUAAGGCCAUUUUGGAUGUGCAGUGGCCCUACAGGUUCAACAAUGGAUCUCUGCUUUACAUCACCAAAUUAGAAGUGGAUGGAAACAUGAAUUGCAGCUCAAACAGAGAGAUCAACCCUUUGAAUGUAACCAAUCCCAGAUUGGUUGACAAAAAUGAGACUUCUGGCAGAGAGGACAGGGCAGAGGGAAGGAACCGCAGACUGCACCGCAGAGACCUGGAGGAUAAACAAGGAGUGGAAAACUUAGAGAUUCUGGAUUGUGGAACUACUGAGUGUCAGGAGAUAAAGUGUUGGAUUGGGCGUCUGGAGAAAGGACAGAGCGCCAUUUUAUUUAUUUACUCCAGACUCGCUGUCAGCACAUUCCUCAAGGCUGAAAGUCAAAACAAGUCAUACACUGUUCGAUCAUCCGCCUCCUUCAGCGUGGUAGAAAUGCCUUAUAAAAAUUUAAAGUCUGAGCUUCCAACCAGCAUGACAUCGGCCUCUCUGAAGGUGAUUUGGGUGAAUUCAGAGCUCAUUCAGCCUGUUCCUGGAUGGGUGGUGUCUCUGGCUGUAAUGGCUGGACUUCUGCUACUUGCUCUGCUCAUCUUUGUCAUGUAUAAGCUGGGCUUCUUUAAACGUGUCCGGCCACCACAGGAUGACAACAUAGAAAAAGAACAGCUCCAGCCUCAGGAGAACGGAGAGAGAAACACAGAAGCCUAAAGUCUUCAUCUUUAGCAGUUCAUUACAGCACCAAUACAAUAAUAGCACACCUGCAGGAUUAUGCCAGAAAUGCAGGCUAUUGGCACUACUGGUGAGAAUAAAAUACAUGCCUUUAGAAGAUUUUCUCUUUAUUAGCAGGUCAGCAUUUCAGUGAAGGCAUCGGAGCGUGAUCAUGCCUACUUUUAAUAUGUGGAUAUCCCUAAUGGCGCCUGUUGUUGUUUGAAUGGUACACAUAAGCAUAACAUGCAGUAAUGUUGAAAGAUUAAAGCCCUGCGUCCCUUCCUUUUCCACUGUGCGCCUUUUCUGUUUACCUGCACUGAGACUUCGUGAGGUUUGAUUUCAAUUGGGUGUAGAUAUUAAUACAUUUAAAGUUUUUUUUUUUUUAUAAUGUCUUAACCUGUAAUAGAUUUAAUGUUGAGGAACAGUAUGUAUGCUUUGGUACAAAUUUCUGGUUUUCAUUCUUUUGUGGGAGAAACUUGUGUGUUGUUUUGUUUAGUGCAGCCAAAUUUCUAUUUUGGACUCUUGGCAGCAGUUUUGGUGUCCUUAAUUUACAGUUGUUUCAGAAUUUGGGGAUUUUAACUCUUAUUGACUAUUUGGGCUGAAAAAAAAAUAUUCUUAUGUUUGUCUACUGUAAACACAUAUUAGUGCAGGGAUUUAAUUCGGUUAAAUUUCUAUAAUUAAAAAGAAAUAAUCUGUUUGCACAAAAG
Misgurnus anguillicaudatus (oriental weatherfish) is the source of this 4147-nucleotide messenger RNA. The record is from RefSeq and is a predicted model, not a curated record. Lineage: Eukaryota; Metazoa; Chordata; Actinopteri; Cypriniformes; Cobitidae.